GGCUGCAAGCCUAAAAGGGUAAGGAGGAGACUUACCAAAAGAUGAGCCUUCUCGAGUUAUUGUGGUCUCUUUCUUUCCCUUUAUAACUCUCUCUUUUUUCCUCUCUGGAGUUAUCCAUACCACAAGCUGCUCUCUCUGUUUCCUGCUCUGUCCUGCUUGCUAGCUACUAGUAGGCAUCUCUCUUUUCAUAAACUUUUACUCCAAUUUGCUGUCAGACAACUGAUGCCUCAAAACUCCAAACCAGGCUUCUUAUUAUUGUUUACCUUUUCAAGAAUGUCCACAACUUCUUCUACAUGGAUUUGUUUUUUCAGUUUUCAUGCUUAAUUACACUUGCAGCAGUAGUUGUUUUUUUCCUUGUUUUACUUCCUCUUUUCAGGGUUUCUCUAUAAUUUGGACGGCGGGAUCAAACUAAAACAAGUUUUGUGCUUCACUUUUGCCUGAUUUCCAGGCUUCCCUCAGAGGCUGAGGCAUGUUGAACAAAGGAAGACAGGGAACCCAAUGCUCUAUGCAGCAGUACUUUUGGAUUUUGGUGAUGCGUAAAAGAACAAAUGAGAGAAGGCAUAUUGAAGAUUGUUCCAAAUUCAUUCUGCUUCUGGCUUAGGACUGCAUACAUAAAACUAGAGGAUAUCUCUUGAUAAAGUUUGAAACUUGUGAACUUGGGCAAUAUGGAGAACGGAUCAAAGGGCAAGUUGAAGGAUCCAGGGGUCUCUAUGAUGAAGUCAUCUUCGAGUGCUGCAUCUUCGAAAAGACCACGAAGAACCAAUAAUGGAGCCCAAAUUGCAUCAUGCUUGGUUGAUGGGUGCAAUUCAGACCUUAGUGAAUGCAGGGAUUAUCAUCGACGCCAUAAAGUAUGUGAGCUCCAUUCAAAGACCUCAAAAGUUACGAUCAAGGGCCAGGAACAGCGGUUCUGCCAGCAAUGCAGCAGGUUCCAUUCAUUGGAGGAGUUUGAUCAAGGAAAAAGAAGCUGCAGAAGACGUCUUGCUGGACACAACAAACGCCGAAGGAAGCCUCAAUUAGAACCCAUGUCCACAAAUUUGGGAAGAUUCUUUUCCAGUUACCAAGGCACAAGAUUCUUACAAUUUGGUAGUCCACAAGUGUGUCCAACAAUUGCUGUAAUGAACUCUGCAUGGGGUGGGGCUAUGAAAGCAGAGAAUGAUGAUGUGCUUCUUCAUAGCCACUCGCAGUUAAGUGAGACGAGAAGAAACUUAUUUCCGGGAUCUUUGUCGUGUCAACAGAGCAUUGAGUCCAUGCUCUCUCAAGCUUCUGCCUGCCAACAACUUGUUGGUACCAACUUUGCAUUGGGAAAUUCAGGCAACAGCCACAAGAUGUUCGCCAAUGGAUUAUACCGCGACGUUGAAUCCAAUCGUGCUCUCUCUCUUCUGUCAUCGACACCAGCAUCCCGGGGGAAGAUUGGUUUGAGCCACGCAGGGCAGUCCAGUUCAAUCUGGCCAGCUCAGCCCCUGAUCCCUAGACUGCGCUACAAUGUUUUGGGAAUGGAGGAUGACGCUGCCAUUUCCAAUUUGGUUGCUGAUGGCAGCAGCAAUGCCAAUAAUAUGCAUUUCCAGGGCAUGUUUCAGAUAAUAUCUGAUGGCUCAACUGCUGGUGCCCCUCACUAGAAACCCUAUCCAGCUGGUGGGGUUAAUUUUAUCUGCAUGGAUUUAGCUCUCUUUGUGAUUAAACAUGAAGGAGUUGACUGCCCUUCUAAACUUGAGAGAGAUCAAAAUGUCUCUUGUUUGUAUUUUUCUCGUACCCCUGAAGAGAAAUAAUCAUGCUGCUAUAUGAAAGUAUUUUCUAUUUCCA
This is a messenger RNA of Prunus mume (Japanese apricot), 1800 nucleotides long. The record is from RefSeq and is a predicted model, not a curated record. NCBI's taxonomy places the organism in Eukaryota, Viridiplantae, Streptophyta, Magnoliopsida, Rosales, Rosaceae.